UAACACAGUGACAGAAAACAAUACAAUACAGCCCCACAAGGCCACAAUCUCCAGCUUUCCAAACUUAAAAUAAAAAAAUGGUAGAAUCAAAGAAAAGAAAAAGAACUGGCCUUGAUUUCCGCCAUUAAAAUUGAACUUAACAUUCUUCUUCAUUCUCCACCCUUUUUUUUCUUUGAAAAGGGUGAUCAUUUUUCUGGGAUGCUACUUCAUCCACCGGCUACGGCGGCGUUUAUGCUCAUAAUCGUCGCCGUUAUUUUACCGGUGAAUUGUCUUCCGGCUAGUGUUUUACAACUUCACAGAGCUUUUCCACCUAAUGAACGUGUUGAAUUGGACGUUCUUCGGGCCCGAGAUGCGGCGCGUCAUGCCCGAAUCUUGCAAAGUAGUGGCGGCGGUGGAGUUGGUGGUGUUGUGGAUUUUGUUGUUCAAGGAACUUCUGAUCCUUUCCUUGUUGGGUUGUAUUUUACUAGAGUGAAAUUGGGAACACCUCCUAGGGAAUACAAUGUGCAGAUCGACACCGGAAGUGAUAUAUUGUGGGUUACUUGCAAUUCUUGUAGUGAUUGUCCACGUACGAGUGGCCUUGGGGUUGAGCUUCAUUUUUACGAUAACACUGGCUCGUCUACUGCCAACUUAGUUUCUUGUUCGGACCCAAUAUGUACUACAAUGGUUCCAACAUCAUCGUCUCAGUGCUCAGCUGAUACGAAUCCGUGCCGUUACUCGUUCCAAUAUGGUGAUGGAAGUGGGACAUCGGGAUCUUAUAUAUCUGAUAUGUUUUACUUUGAUAUGAUCUUUGGGAACUCUAUGAUUGCUAACUCCUCCGCCUCUAUUGUUUUUGGAUGUAGCACCUAUCAAUCUGGGGAUUUGACCAAGUCAGAUCGUGCUAUUGACGGAAUCUUUGGUUUUGGUCAGCACGGCUUGUCUGUUGUAUCCCAAUUAUCAUCUAGAGGGAUAACACCUCGUUCUUUUUCCCAUUGUUUGAAGGGAGAGGGAAAUGGUGGUGGUAUUCUGGUCCUUGGCGAGAUUUUAGACCCAAGUAUUGUGUAUAGCCCGCUUGUGCCAUCACAGCCUCAUUAUAAUUUGGACCUGCAGAGCAUUUCAGUCAAUGGGCAAUUGUUGUCAAUUGAUCAGUCAGCAUUUGCAACAUCGAACAAUCGGGGAACUAUUGUUGAUUCUGGAACAACUUUGGCAUAUUUGAUUGAAGAAGCUUAUGAUCCUUUUGUUAAAGCGAUAACCGAGAUAGCAGUUUCUCAAUCCACCAAACCUCUUACAUUUAAGGGAAACCAAUGUUACUUGGUUUACGCAAGUUUAAGCAAUAUAUUUCCACCUGUGAGCUUGAACUUUGCCGGCGGUGCAUCUAUGGUUUUGAGACCCGAAGAAUACCUUAUGCAUAUGGGUUAUGUGGAUGGUGCAGCUCUAUGGUGCAUGGGAUUUCAGAAAGUCCAGGACCCAGGAGUCACAAUCUUAGGAGACCUCGUUUUGAAGGAUAAAAUAUUUGUCUAUGAUCUGGCUCGUCAAAGGAUUGGCUGGGCUAAUUACGACUGUUCCAUGUCUGUAAAUGUCUCGGUUACGUUUGGUAGGGAUGAAUUCAUUAAUGCCGGACAGCUGAGUGUGAGCAGCUCAUCGAAAAAUUUUCUUCUUGGGCUUGUUCCUCCUCUCUUUGAGGCUCUUGUUGCACAGAUUAUAGCAUUUCUUAUCUUGUAGCUAACCUUCUUCUAAUUCAGAUUUAUACCCAACCUAAUCUUUUGCUUUGCUAAUCCGUACUACCAUCGAUUGGCACGGCAUGUUAGUUUUGUCUUUGUUCACUCUGUAAUUUCUCCAUUCUACGAAAUCUGAUCUGUUAGGGGCUGAAAUUGAACGAGCGGAGGCAACCGUUUGAAGUGUGAAGCUGUAUCAGAUGUAAAUUAUUCUAUGUAGUGAUAGCUAAUGUGGUAUGUCAGGUGUUUUAGAAUUAGAACAGCAGUUGAAGUAGAAUAGUGUCAUGUUCUUCAAGUUGCACUAGAUUUGUUCUAGAAAGAGGGAACAUAUAUUGUACUAUUCCCUUCUAUUGAUUUAUUUUAAUGUUUUUUCAAAGAAAAAGAUACUAGUACUAGUAUAGUCCAUUGUGGGUUCUGCAGAACCUCUGUUAGAAGUUUUUAAAUCAUAAUUGAAAAUAGGGGUGUCCAUUUGGGUUA
Molecule: messenger RNA, 2168 nt
Organism: Amaranthus tricolor (Joseph's coat)
Lineage: Eukaryota; Viridiplantae; Streptophyta; Magnoliopsida; Caryophyllales; Amaranthaceae
Product: aspartic proteinase 36-like
Exons: 10
Coding region: 199-1698 (499 amino acids)
Biological process (GO): proteolysis
Molecular function (GO): aspartic-type endopeptidase activity
Source: RefSeq, a predicted model, not a curated record